This is a messenger RNA of Botrytis byssoidea, 1950 nucleotides long. RefSeq lists its product as uncharacterized. Gene Ontology annotation, biological process: endoplasmic reticulum unfolded protein response; retrograde protein transport, ER to cytosol. Lineage: Eukaryota; Fungi; Ascomycota; Leotiomycetes; Helotiales; Sclerotiniaceae. Bases 294 to 1781 code for a protein of 495 amino acids. The record is from RefSeq and is a predicted model, not a curated record. Gene Ontology annotation, cellular component: endoplasmic reticulum lumen. The transcript has 2 exons.
AUUCUCGGUAUAAUCUACGUUCAUACAUGCAUGCAUUCAAUUGCGAAAAGAAGAUCACUUCCUCUGUGUCAAAUCAGUGAGUUCACGUCAUGUGACAGUCGGAGAAACCUGUCGGUCAAAAAUGAAUAUGUUUAUCCGAACCCCGCUGCGACACUAGCACACUCUUAGAGUCGUACCUACGAAGCUCGAGCCUAGAAGAUGAUGACAGCUUUGUGGAAAUGCGAUCAUAGCUUGUGAACUUCGUCCUUAUCAAUGAAUUUUUGUCCAUCUGGAAUUCGCAAUUGCCAUACAGCAUGAUGCGUAAAGCAAUUCCAGCUUUGUUAGCUAUAGCCUCAAUAACAUUAGCUAGUCAAAAUGUGUUCAGUAUUCACGAUGACUUGCUUGCAUUUCCACAGUAUGAAGUAGUAUUUUCAAAUGAAUUUCCUUCUCAAGAGGAAGCAUAUUUUAUCGCCAAUCAUCCCAAUUCGCCAAUCAGAUUUUCAGGUAAUGAAGAAGAUCUUAAAAGCCUACAAUCAUCUCAACACCCUAUUCAAGAUGGUUCCACCGAUCAUGAGUCCGAGCCUCCCAAGAAAACCCACGAGCUCAUGUAUCUACAUGGUGAAGCGCAUGUAUGCACAAUUCCUAUAGUUUCUCUACCUCCGCGAAACGAAACCUCAGAAGCCGAAGCUCGCGCUGCUGAACAAAAAGAGCUUGCUAGAGCAACGGAUCGUGGUUGGGAACUGCUUCAAGAUUUGGAGAAUAACUGUCUAUAUUUCGUGUCUGGAUGGUGGUCAUAUUCGUUCUGCUACAAUAACGAAAUCACACAAUUUCAUCAACUGCCCGCACAACCCGGAAAGGCGGCAUUCCCACCCCAACCGGAUCCAUCAGCCCAGGAAUUCGUUCUUGGAAAGGCGAAGGCAUCACCAAAAAGCAAGAAUAAAGAGGAUGAAUGGGGCAAUCAAAUAGAAGCGCAUGAGGCACCCAAAAAUGGGGAAUCACCAAAAACAGAAUUACAAGUCAAGGGCGACAUGCGUUACCUCGUUCAGAAAAUGGAAGGUGGCACAAUCUGCGAUCUCACAGGCAAGCCCCGCCAAGUCGAAGUUCAAUUUCACUGCAACCCUAAUGUCAAGGAUCGUAUUGGAUAUAUCAAGGAAAUGACCACAUGUUCAUACCUGAUGGUUGUAUACACACCCCGCCUUUGCGACGACGUGGCAUUCAUGCCACCUAAAGCAGAGAAAGCCAACAGCAUAGUCUGCAAACCUGUAGCCCACCAACAAUCCCAAUCCCAUAUUGAUUCCAACUUUAUCACCUCUUCACCCUCCUUGGCCUACGCUAAAAAUCCCAUAGUAAUUGGCGGUGUGACCGUCGGCGCAGGUAAAUUCGUCGGUAAAGAAGGACAACGUCUACCUAUCCCCCCGGACUUUGGAGAUGGUGAGAGCGGAAGCCGGACAGAAAUCAUUGCACGCGGCAAAAGCAAGGCCCAGGGAGGGAAGGUCGAAGUCAUUAGUCCGAAAUCACUGGAAUCAAUGGAUCUCGACCCGAAAAUGAUUGAAAAGCUACAAGAGGAAGUCAAGAAGCUGGCAGGUGACAAGGGCUGGAAAAUUGAGGUUGUUGAUGCCCCAGGACAGGUUAGAGAAAUCUUGGGAAUUGUCGAGGAUGAUGCAGGGCAAGGCCAUCAAAAGGGACCCGGAAAACCUAUCGAGGGGGAAUCUCAGAAGUAUGGCGAUAAGAAAGAUAAUAAUGUAUAUGAAGAUGAAGAUAGUGAAGAAGGUAGCGAGGAAAUAUUCAAGGAUGAAUUAUGAGGCUUCGUAUCUUCUAUUUUUUCUAGGGAUUCGGCGGGGGGCGUAACCGGUUCGUUUCAAAGAUACGAUGUAAUACAUGGGAAAUAAAAGAUUGUUACAUAUAUACCUGUGUGGUUUUAUUGUGAUCAUAAAGUGUCCAGGUAGUUGUGUAUUUGGCCUAUAUAUGAUA